AGAACACUCUCCAACAUGGCGGCGUCAGCUAAGAAGAAUAAGAAGAAGGGGAAGACCCUGACUCUCAAUGAUUUUCUUGCUGAUGAAAGUGGUGGCAAUGCACCUCCCAGUUUCCCCACCACAAAGGCCACCAGCUGGGCCGACGAGACUGAUGACUUGGAAGGAGAUGUUUCAACUUCCUGGCAUACUGUGGAGGACACGUAUCGAGCUCCUCCCAUUGAUCGUUCCAUCCUGCCAACUGCGCCCCGUGCAGCACGAGAGCCAAACGUCGACCGCUCUCGACUGCCCCGCAGCCCGCCUUACACCGCCUUCCUCGGUAACCUGCCCUACGACGUGAGUGAGGAAUCCAUCCGGGACUUCUUCAGAGGCCUUGCGAUCAGUGCAGUACGCUUGCCACGGGAGCCAAAUAACCCAGAGAGACUUAAGGGUUUUGGUUAUGCUGAAUUUGAUGAUAUUGAAUCACUUUUGCGUGCUCUCAGUCUAAAUGAAGAGAAUCUUGGCAACAGACGUAUCCGAGUGGAUAUCGCAGAUCAGUCCAAUGACAAAGAGCGGGACAGUGGAAUGAUGUCAGGCCGAGACAGGGAUAGAGAUCGUGGCCGUGGGAUGGACAGUGGUCCUGAUAAGACUGAUUCUGAUUGGAGGGCACGGCCAAGCUCAGACCAAGAUGAUGGCCCACGCAAAGAUGAUGGAUAUGGGGACAAGUCGCGUGACCGCUACGAGUCAGACAGGUUCAGAGAUGGUCCACGGCGUGAUGAUCGCUUCAGUGGUAGAGAUCGCUACGAUGACAGGGAUCGAAAAGAUCGUUAUGAUGACAGAGACCGAAGGGAUCGCUUCGAUGACAGAGGCAGCAGAGACUAUGAUCGUGGAGGUUUUGAUUCACGUGGUGGAGGACGUCGGGGAUUCAGCAGUGGCUUCAGACGGGACUAUGAGGACCGGCGAGAUGGAGAUCGCUUUGGAGAUAGGGAGGACAGGAGGGAUGAAGGCAGAGAAGAGAGGGGUCCUCCACAGAGGCCCAAGUUAAAUCUGAAGCCACGGAGCAUCCCGAAAGAAGAGGAGCAGAGUGGAAGCGUGUCCCCCCAGAGCAACCCGACAAAUACCAGCAGGGCCUCCUCUAUAUUUGGAGCAGCCAAGCCUGUGGACACAGCUGCUAAAGAAAGAGAGGUGGAGGAGAGACUGAAGAAAGAACAAGAGCGCCUCCAGAGACAACUGGAGGAGGACAAGAACAGGCCCUCAGAGAGACGGCCACGAGACAGAGACCCGAGUUGGAGAAGUGAAGAGCCACCUAAAGAGCGCCAACACACAGGAAGUGAAUCUUCACAUCCUAAAGGAUCUAGGUGUCGAGAUGAUGAACAUUCAGAGAAUGAAGUCUUCAGUGGCCAGGAGAGCGAGCCGAUCUCUCCCACAUCUCCAUCCCCCACUUCCAAUCAGGGAAGUCUCCCACUGAAGGUAAUGCCAGCUCCUCCGCCUAAAGAAAACGCCUGGGCCAAACGCAGCUUGGGGGGUGGAGCUAAUGAGAAGGAAGCACCACCCUCGGCAAAUGCACCUAUCAACAAAAGUGCUCCUAGACCCAACAGGAAGGAGGUCAAGCGGGACAAAGAUCCCAGAAUAGCCUCUGAACCAAAGAAGUAUGAAGAGAGUGCUCCUCCUAAGUUCAGCUCUGCAAGCAAGUACGCUGCCCUGCUAAUGGACGGAGACCAGGGAGAAGAAGGUGAUGGAGAGGAAUGAACAAUUAGGAAGGAUCAACUACUACAGAAACACACAACAGGAGAAAAUGAGCAUGAUCAAAUUAGAGUUCCCUCAUGCUGAAAGAAUGGCCACAAUGCUGUUUCUGUCACAUUUAUGGAAAUUUAUAAAGGUAUUCCUGAAACUGGCCCAUUUUAAUAAAAAAAUAAAUAAAAUAAAAACAAAUCAGUGCAGUGAGUAGAUGAAUGCAUUCACACGUGUAGACAUUUAAAAAUCAUUGUUAAUUUGAAAGUCAUUGUUAUAAAUAAAAAGUAUGUAAGAUACUGUAA
This is a messenger RNA of Danio rerio (zebrafish), 2012 nucleotides long. RefSeq names its product eukaryotic translation initiation factor 4Bb (gene eif4bb). Gene Ontology annotation, molecular function: nucleic acid binding; RNA binding. The record is from RefSeq and is marked provisional. NCBI's taxonomy places the organism in Eukaryota, Metazoa, Chordata, Actinopteri, Cypriniformes, Danionidae.